CGCUGGAGUGGAGCGGCCUCUAGGACGAGCUGGAGGAUACUGCCUACGUCUAACAGAGCCUUUGCGUCGUCCGGGGCCGCCAUUGCAAUCCACAUCCAUCCGCUUGGAAAUGGCCUUCGUCUCGGCCUAUGACUGGUCCCUGUGGACAGUGCAGACCCCAUAGAAGCCCCCGAAGCUCCCCUUUUUCGGGCCCCGCCCAGUCCUCGGAGUCUGUCCACCCCCUGUACUCCGCCCUCAAGAGGAUUUCAAAGAUGGAGGCGGCGGCUCCCUAAACCACUUUUCGUGUUCAUCCACCUCCAUCCGGGAUUGAAACAGGACCUCGUCCGCUCCGGACGGUCCCGACCAGAAGCGGGAACCCCUGCAGAUCAACAACGGGCUGUAUUGACGACGGUGUUUGCGGUCUGGGACCGUCUUUGGGUUUGAAGAGUUCGUUCCCCCUGACUCGCUCGCCCGUCUCAGCCGAGGCCGCCGCCAUUUUCUUGCUGUCCGUCGUCUGCGGAGCGCGCCAAGCUGCCGGGAGCUCUCCGAGAGGCAGCGGAGGAGAUUGUUUUCGUGCCGGCCGAGCGAGGGCUUUGUCGCCUGGAGGGCCAGGGGCAACGGGCCUCCCCCCACUUCCCGGGUUAUGUUGGACCGGGUGGUGAGGGGAACCGAGGCCACCCGGACUUUCCGCGUCUGAAGGCAGCGCCGGUUCCCCGCGGUCAAGAUGCUGCAAAACGUGACUCCCCACAAGCUCCCUGGGGAAGGGAAUGCAGGGUUACUGGGGCUGGGACCAGAGGCGGCAGCACCAGGGAAAAGGAUUCGAAAGCCCUCUCUGUUGUACGAGGGAUUUGAGAGCCCCACGAUGGCUUCAGUGCCCGCUUUGCAACUGACUCCUGCCAACCCACCGCCCCCAGAGGUAUCCAAUCCCAAAAAGCCGGGACGGGUUACCAACCAGCUGCAAUACCUACACAAGGUGGUGAUGAAGGCUCUGUGGAAACAUCAGUUUGCAUGGCCAUUCCGGCAGCCUGUGGAUGCUGUCAAACUGGGCUUGCCGGAUUAUCACAAAAUUAUAAAACAGCCUAUGGACAUGGGUACUAUUAAGAGGAGACUUGAGAACAAUUACUAUUGGGCUGCCUCAGAGUGUAUGCAGGAUUUUAACACCAUGUUCACCAACUGUUACAUUUAUAACAAGCCCACUGAUGAUAUUGUCCUGAUGGCACAAACACUGGAAAAGAUCUUUCUACAGAAGGUGGCAUCAAUGCCACAAGAGGAACAAGAGCUUGUGGUGACCAUCCCUAAAAACAGCCACAAGAAGGGGGCCAAGUUGGCAGCACUCCAGGGCAGUAUUACCAGUGCCCACCAGGUGCCUGCUGUUUCUUCUGUGUCACAAACAGCUCUGUAUACUCCACCACCUGAGAUACCUACCACUGUCCUGAACAUUCCCCAUCCAUCAGUCAUCUCUUCUCCCCUUCUCAAGACCCUGCAUUCUGCUGGACCCCCACUCCUUGCUGUUUCUGCAGCUCCCCCAGCCCAGCCCCUUGCCAAGAAAAAAGGGGUAAAGCGGAAAGCAGAUACUACCACACCUACACCUACAGCCAUCCUUGCUCCUGGUUCCCCAGCUAGCCCUCCAGGGGGUCUUGAGCCUAAGGCAGCACGGCUUCCCCCUAUGCGCAGAGAGAGUGGCCGCCCCAUCAAGCCCCCACGCAAAGACUUGCCUGACUCUCAGCAACAACACCAGAGCUCUAAGAAAGGAAAGCUAUCAGAACAGUUAAAACAUUGUAAUGGCAUUUUGAAGGAGUUACUUUCUAAGAAGCAUGCUGCCUAUGCCUGGCCUUUCUAUAAACCAGUGGAUGCUUCUGCUCUUGGCCUGCAUGACUACCAUGACAUCAUUAAGCACCCCAUGGACCUCAGCACUGUCAAGCGGAAGAUGGAGAAUCGUGAUUACCGUGAUGCACAGGAGUUUGCUGCUGAUGUGCGGCUUAUGUUCUCCAACUGCUAUAAGUACAAUCCCCCAGACCACGAUGUUGUGGCCAUGGCCCGAAAGCUACAGGAUGUAUUUGAGUUCCGCUAUGCCAAGAUGCCAGAUGAGCCACUGGAACCAGGACCUUUACCAGUCUCUACUGCCUUGCCUCCUGGCCUGGCCAAAUCAUCUUCAGAGUCCUCCAGUGAAGAAAGUAGCAGUGAGAGCUCCUCUGAGGAAGAGGAGGAGGAUGAGGAGGAUGAGGAAGAAGAAGAGAGUGAAAGCUCAGACUCAGAGGAGGAAAGGGCUCAUCGCUUGGCAGAACUACAGGAACAGCUUAGGGCAGUACAUGAACAACUGGCUGCCCUGUCCCAGGGUCCAAUAUCCAAGCCCAAGAGGAAGAGAGAGAAAAAGGAGAAGAAGAAGAAACGGAAGGCAGAGAAGCAUCGAGGCCGAGCUGGGGUUGAGGAAGAUGACAAGGGGCCUCGGGCACCCCGCCCAACUCAGCCCAAGAAGUCCAAGAAAGCGAGUGGCAGUGGAGGUGGAAGUGCUGCUACACUAGGUCCUCCUGGCUUUGGACCUUCUGGAGGAAAUGGCACCAAGCUCCCCAAAAAGGCCACGAAGACAGCCCCACCUGCCUUACCUGCAGGUUAUGAUUCAGAGGAGGAGGAAGAGAGCCGGCCCAUGAGUUAUGAUGAGAAGCGGCAGUUGAGUCUGGACAUUAACAAAUUACCUGGGGAGAAGCUAGGUCGAGUUGUGCAUAUAAUCCAAGCCAGGGAGCCCUCUUUACGUGACUCAAACCCAGAAGAGAUUGAGAUUGAUUUUGAAACGCUCAAACCAUCCACACUUAGAGAGCUUGAACGCUACGUCCUAUCUUGCCUACGAAAGAAACCCCGGAAGCCCUACACCAUUAAGAAACCUGUGGGAAAGACAAAGGAGGAACUGGCUUUGGAGAAGAAGCGAGAAUUAGAAAAGCGGUUACAAGAUGUCAGCGGGCAGCUCAAUUCCACCAAAAAGCCCCCCAAGAAAGUGAAUGAGAAAACAGAAUCAUCCUCUGCACAGCAAGUAGCAGUGUCACGCCUCAGUGCUUCCAGUUCCAGCUCAGAUUCCAGCUCCUCCUCUUCAUCUUCCUCCUCUUCAGACACCAGUGAUUCAGACUCAGGCUAAGAGGCCAGGCCAGCUGGGGCAGGAAGGCUCCGCAGGACCGGACCCGUAGACCACCCUGCCCCCCCUUCACACACACAAACACACACACACAUACACCCGCCCCUUGCUGUGAUACUUCAUCUCACUCUCCCCCCUCUGUAGGAGAGCUGGCUCUGCAGGGGGUAGAGAUGCAGGGACAUUUACUGAAGGAGAGACUUGGACAAAAUAAGAUUUGAGUUCCCAUCCCCAUUGGGAGUGACCUCUAGGGCACAGAGCCCCGCUAUUCAAAAUGACUGAGGUGGGGCAGGGACACAAGGUGGGGGUGGGCAAGGGCCCUGAUAAUGGGGUUACCUGAGGCCAUAGCUGUCCUGUUCACUUCUAAGGGCCUUGUUUUGAAGUUGGUGGUUCUAAUUUAUUUUAAGCUAGGUAAGGCUGGGGGGUGGGGCCUUGGUCCUCUCAGCCUCCAUGGGAAGGGAAGAAAGGGGAACUUUUUUUACGUUGUCUUUUUUUUUUCUACUGUUUUCCUUUUUUCCUUCCGCUCCAUUUGGAGCCUUGGGGGUUUCAGUCAUCUCCCCAUUUGGUCCCCUGGACUGUCUUUCUUUGUCUGUUGAUUCUAACUUGUAAAUAAAGAAAAUAUUAUUCAA
Galeopterus variegatus (Sunda flying lemur) is the source of this 3729-nucleotide messenger RNA. It is a transcript of the gene BRD2, whose product is annotated as bromodomain containing 2. Gene Ontology annotation, cellular component: chromatin; nucleus. Lineage: Eukaryota; Metazoa; Chordata; Mammalia; Dermoptera; Cynocephalidae. The transcript has 12 exons. The record is from RefSeq and is a predicted model, not a curated record. Gene Ontology annotation, biological process: regulation of DNA-templated transcription; chromatin remodeling. Bases 704 to 3106 code for a protein of 800 amino acids.